AUUCGUGAUCUCUUCCACAAGUGUUUUCUGCAUUUACGUUUCGUAGAUAAGCCAGUCUGAGUUGUCCUACUUAUUGUUGAUAUAGUGAUUACAACGGCGAUAUAGACAAUACAGAGUCCCUAUCGGUAAAUUUAUUUCCUUUUAGUCAUUUCUCGGUUAACUUUGGUGGGGUCACCGCCAAAAAAAAAACAUCGUCAAACUAAAACUCUAAAAUGUCUAAUAAAAGUAAAGUGUUUAACGUGGUAUCAAGCGUGUCAUUAAUUUGAUUUUUUGAAUUUUCUAAAAUUUGUGCAAUCAAAUAAUCCAUUUACGAAUAAAAUGUGUUUUAGAGUGGUCAUCUUCCUGUGAGAAAUGCCAAAGCCCGGCCACCCAUUUCCGGUAAAGGACCUUCAAGCUGUAUUGCAAAGGACGCUCAGCCAACAACUCAAUAUAUUGCAUAUAGAAUGGAAAAUGUUGACAGAACCUGGAGAGAAUUUCGGAAGUCUAAUUAUAGCAGUAGAUGUGAAUAUGACCAGAGAUAGUAACCCAGAAAUAUUAAAUAUCGUAGUGAAGUUGCCACCUCCGACAGUCUUUCUUCGAGAUCUCUUUAAUAGUCCUCUAACAUUCAAGAAGGAAUUGCAUUUUUAUGAAAACAUUGUGCCAGCCUUCAUUGAGCUCCAAGUAGAAAAUGAUAUUGAACGUGAUCAAUUGAUCAAUCUCGCACCACGUUAUUACGGUGGUAGAUUAGGUCUAGGUCAACCUGAUAUUUUUGAUGAGCAAUCUUGUCUAGUACUGGAAAACCUCAAUUACCAGGGUUUCAGUACCGGAAACAGGAUACAGGGACUUGAUAAAGAGCACAUGGACUAUGCUACCAAGAGGCUUGCACAGCUUCAUGCCUUGAUGAUUGGCCUGAAGAUAAAGAAACCAGCAACAUUUAAGAAAGUGAUUUCACCAGCCCUAUUGAGUCCUAUAAACGAGACUACGAUGGAUGGUGUUACCGCGAUGGUCGACAGUGCGCUUGCAGUGAUUAGAAGCAUGCCGGAAGCUGAGGGUUAUUUUCCACAAGUAGAAAAGGUUAUGAAAUAUUCUGAAGAAAUGCAUAAUUCUUUCGUUAAGGGUGAGGAACCAUGGUCUACCAUGGUUCAUCAUGAUUUCUGGGUAAAUAAUAUGUUAUUCAAAAAGGAUCCUGAUGGAAAGAUCAUUGAUUUAAAGAUAAUUGAUUUUCAAUUAUACUGGUAUGAUGUAGGAAUAACGGAUCUUGUGUUCUUUAUGUUAUCAAGCGCCAAGAAAGAUGUUCUAGACGAAAGUCUUGAUGAUUUUAUUGAUCUCUAUUACCAAUCGUUCUUAGAUUGCCUUGAAUUACUUAAAGUGAACACUAAGGACUUUUCCAGAAAGUCGUUUGAUGAACUUUUACAAAAAUAUGCUCCGACUAAAUUUCCUCAAUGUAUAAUGAUGACUCAAGUGAUAAAAGCGGAUCGUAGUUCAACAAAGGAAAUGGAUGAGAUCGGAAACCAAGAGACAUUUUUGUCAAAUUCUUCCAGCAAAUUAAUACGCAAUACAUUGUUGCAUAUUUUGAAAAUUUUUGAGAAAAAAGGUUGGUUUCCUCAAUAGUAUGUUUAUAAAAAAAAAUAAAAUUGCAGAAACUAUCGAGUUUUUCUUGAUAGCUUCAAAAUAGAUAAUCUUUUCUUGAUAGUUCACCGUAUUGAACUAAUAAACAUAUAGACUGUCCUUAAGUCAAAUAUAAGUCAAAUAUAAGAUGGUCCCUGUAGACCAGAUUUUACUUGUGGCUGAUUUAUAUGUUUAGCGAAAAGGGGAUUAUAAAACAUUUAAAAUACAAAUUUUGUGUAUAACUUACAAGAAAUAAAAAAAUGAUACAUUUGUUAAA
Cephus cinctus (wheat stem sawfly) is the source of this 1864-nucleotide messenger RNA. RefSeq lists its product as uncharacterized. The record is from RefSeq and is a predicted model, not a curated record. NCBI's taxonomy places the organism in Eukaryota, Metazoa, Arthropoda, Insecta, Hymenoptera, Cephidae. Bases 352 to 1590 code for a protein of 412 amino acids. The transcript is spliced from 2 exons.